CUUUAGGUCAGUAUUCUAGAAUAAAUCAGCAGUUUGGAUCCCUGGCGCGGCGUCUCCAUCGCCUCCCUGCCCUGCAGCGCGUGAGGGGGUGUAACACUAUCCUGCACUCUGCGCUUACCUCAGCCUUUCAUUCACUGAGGAAGUUAGAUCGUCAGAGUUGGAGCGGCGCAGCACAAAACGCAAAGAUGAACAACACUGAAAUAAAUAUGAGUGGCAUCAGCGGAAACACUGCUACUCUUCACCUGGAUGGCAUCCCUCCAGACAGGCUCAAAGAGGUAGUGAAACACUUGGAGCCUUUCCGUCUUUCCCUGGAGAAGCUGAAGGUAGUUUCUACUCGACUCCGGAAAGACAUGAUCCGAGGUCUGGGGAAACACACGCAUCACAGAGCGGCCGUCAAGAUGCUGCCCACCUUCGUAAGAGCAACACCGGACGGGACUGAGAAAGGAGACUUCCUGGCACUAGAUUUGGGUGGAACAAACUUUCGGGUGCUUCACGUCAGAGUGAUGGAGGAGGAGCAGAAAAUGGUGAAGAUGGACAGUCAGCUCUGUGCCAUCCCUCAAGAAAUCAUGUUGGGAACCGGAGAACAGCUGUUUGAUCACAUCGCAGCCUGUCUUAGUGAGUUCCUUGACUCUCAGAACCUGAAAGGACAGACUCUUCCAAUGGGUUUCACCUUCUCUUUUCCCUGUGAACAGAAAGAAAUCGACAAGAGUAUCCUGAUCCGCUGGACUAAAGGCUUCAACUGCUCUGGGGUGGAAGGAGAGGAUGUGGUGAAGCUACUGAAAGAGGCCAUCCACAGGAGAGGGGACUAUGACAUCAGUUCAGUUGCCAUGGUGAACGACACAGUGGGUACAAUGAUGAGUUGCGGAUACCGGGAUCAGACCUGCGAGAUUGGGAUGAUCAUUGGAACGGGAACCAACGCCUGCUACAUGGAGGAGAUGAAGAACGUGAAGCGUGUGGAGGGAGAGGACGGACAGAUGUGCAUCAACACAGAGUGGGGCGGCUUCGGAGACGACGGCUCCCUUGAAGACAUCCUGACGGAGUUUGACAAGGUGGUGGACAGGACUUCAAUCAACCCCGGAGUCCACACCUUUGAGAAGAUGAUCAGUGGAAUGUAUUUGGGGGAAAUCGUUCGGCUGGUGCUGAUGAAGCUGACUGAGAAGAAGCUGCUGUUUAAAGGGGAAGUGUCUGAGGCCCUGCGUACUAAAGAGACAUUUGAGACAAAGUUCAUAUCUAUGAUUGAGGAGCCAGACAGUGGUCUGGAAAAUGCCAAAAAGAUUCUGACUGAAUUGGGUCUGACAUGGGAUUUGGUUGACGCCCGUGUGGUGCGACUUGUCUGUGAGACCAUCUCCUCACGUUCUGCUCGUCUCUGUGCUGCUGCCUUGGCAACCAUCGUCGACCGUAUUCGUGUCAACCGAGGGCUGCCUCAUCUGAAGACUACAGUGGGAGUGGAUGGGACCGUCUACAAAAAACAUCCCAAUUACAGUGACGAGCUCCAGAAAGCAAUGCACUUCCUUACCCCUGAUUGCAAAAUCAAGUUUCUUGUCUCUGAGGACGGCAGUGGGAAAGGCGCUGCCAUGGUUACCGCUGUGGCUCAGCGGCUAGCUCUCCAGUCACGGCUGUUGGAGGAGAGCGAUGGCGAGGAAGAUGAAGAGGAAAAAGUGAGAAGCUAACUGAGCACAAUUUGGGACAAUUUCAUUGUUUAACACAUAUCUGAGAACUUGUAGAAAACCCUGCUGUACUUUUAUCAACUUGUGUUAUGCAAAAAGUGAUACUUCAGUAAGAAAUUGGCAGGUUGAUUUAUUAUUUUUACUAAUAAAAAUAAAUACUAUAAACUAUACUAAUAAAUGUUGAUCCAAUAAUGUGUUUGGAAGAUGGAAAUCUGCAUUUGAAAUUGUUGGGCAUCUUUUGCCCACCAGGGGGCAUUGCAAUUUCUACUCUAACCGUUAAAACCUGAUGAGUUUAAGUCUUUGUUUCUGUUUUACUCUGGUUUCCUCCACUUCAAGGCUUUGGAGAUCCUCCCAAAAAACCCUUCAUAGAGAAUCCACCAAGAGCUGUAUAAAGACUAAGAAAUGAAAAGUUCUCAGACCGAUUAGUCUGUUUAGUCCAAAUUAAAGUUAUGAAUACAUGUAUACUGACUUUACAGAAUGAUUUUACUUUGGAUCACUUGGCAAAAUUUCAAUUGAGGUGAGCCUUGGUAAUCCAGUCCCAGAUAUUCCCCACGGUGUUAAGUAAGAUGUUAAGUUAGGGUGUGACACCGCUGUAGGCUCUGGAACGAGAACAGCAUGUCAGUAAACCUAGCAUUAGGAGAACUAUGUUAUAAUGGCUGGAGCAUCUUCCUAAGAUAGGUGUGAAAUUGACACACUGUCCCAGAUAUACCUUGUAAUCGAAAUUGAUUGAGUUUUCUUAAGUUGUGCAACAGGAUUUAUUGUCAGCCUGCAAAUGACUGAUCGUAUUACACAAAGCAUAACUAAAACCAAACGGAUUCCUAAAUAACCAAAACCAAAACUGUCAGAAAAUUGGGAAACUGUGAUGACUCAUUAACCUUUUUCCAACUUCAACGCAACAUAAAUCCAUAUAUAUAUAACAGAGUAAAGUAUGAAAAAUAGCCAUACCCAUAGUGUGCACAGUCUUUUUUUCUCUGAAGAGUUUUUGCGGUGCUAGUGGCUCCUAUUUUUUCGACAGUAGGCAGACAGGGAGGAAAAGAUCGUCGGGACCGGGAGUCGAACCCGCGACGUCCACGUCGAGGACUAAGGCCUCCAAACGUGGGGCGUGCUAACCCCCUGCGCCACCACAACAUGCCCCGUGUGCACAUUCUUUUGUGCACCUUGUUGAACCGUCUUUCAUUUGAAUUUCAGCAAUAAAUCAUCUUUGGUCAGGUCUAUCCACAUCUUGAUUAUAUUUGCAAUGCUUGACCUUACAAAUGUCUAUCAGAUUGGGAGGACACCACUUGUCCACAGUCAUGUUGAGUCACAUCUGCAGGUUUCCUGUCUGAUUUUCAUUAUUUUGUUAACUUUAAUGAACCCUUAGACUCACUGUGAUGAUAAAAAAAUAGAACCCUCUUACACCUCCAGGUUUCAAGCAAACUGCCGAUAGUUUACGGAUAAAACUACCAGAUAUUUGUAACUUUUCAUAUAUUCUUUUGAAAAAUCUUCUGUUCAAUCUGAAGAUGAUAUGCUGAAAAUUAUUACAAUUUUUCAAGGGUGUGCACAGUUUUGCAACUGGGGUGUUCCAUAUUUUAAGUUUUUCCCACUAACUAAUUUCUAAGCAGGGUAAGAUGGGGUUUCUAUGUGGUGAAAAAAGGUUUUGCAUUGCAUUAUUGCCCUUGCUAUAUUCUUUUGGUCAGGAAUGUUUGAUAUUUAGCUCCAUUCAUCUUCCAUCAGUUGCAAUCCAGUUCCCUGUCCAAACAUCCCCACUGCAUGAUGGUGCCACCACUAUGUUUCACAGUGCGGAAUGACUGAUCAUCUUUAAGUGUAGCGCUAGAGGUUUCAAAAAGUUACAUUUUGUUCCCAUCUGGCUAAACGACUUACGUCCACAUGCUAACAGUGUUCGCAAGCGAAAAUAAAAUUGUAAUCCUAAUUC
This is a messenger RNA of Xiphophorus couchianus (Monterrey platyfish), 3579 nucleotides long. RefSeq names its product hexokinase-2-like. The coding region runs from base 186 to 1670 and encodes 494 amino acids. Gene Ontology annotation, biological process: carbohydrate phosphorylation; glucose 6-phosphate metabolic process; glycolytic process. The record is from RefSeq and is a predicted model, not a curated record. The transcript is spliced from 11 exons. NCBI's taxonomy places the organism in Eukaryota, Metazoa, Chordata, Actinopteri, Cyprinodontiformes, Poeciliidae. Gene Ontology annotation, molecular function: D-glucose binding; glucokinase activity; fructokinase activity. Gene Ontology annotation, cellular component: cytosol; mitochondrion.